Phoenix dactylifera (date palm) is the source of this 1355-nucleotide messenger RNA. Its product is annotated as rac-like GTP-binding protein 5. Gene Ontology annotation, molecular function: GTP binding; GTPase activity. Gene Ontology annotation, biological process: small GTPase-mediated signal transduction. The record is from RefSeq and is a predicted model, not a curated record. NCBI's taxonomy places the organism in Eukaryota, Viridiplantae, Streptophyta, Magnoliopsida, Arecales, Arecaceae.
AACCGCCCCCCUUCCCCCUUCUGCCCCCCCCCUCCUUCCCUCCUCCCUCCUCCUCUUCCAUUCCGAGCGCAGCGAAGAAGAAAGAGAGUGGGAAAGAGAAGAGAAAGGAGAUUUCCUCGUAGAUCUCAUCGUCUUCGGCUUCAUCCAGGGUUAGGUUGGUCGAUCAUCCGACUCAGUCGUUAUUGUGCCCUUUUCUUUUUCCUUUCGAUCCCUGGGAGGGUUUCGAAGGCAUUAGGCCGGGAAUGCGGGGUGUUUCGAAAGGGAUUUCUGUUUUGGAGUGAUUGGAGGAGGGAGGAGAAGGGAGAAGGUCGAUUUCCGGGGUUUUUAGGGUAGUUUGUGGAGAUCUGGGGGGAGGAGAUGAGCGCGUCGAGGUUUAUAAAGUGCGUCACUGUCGGGGACGGCGCCGUCGGCAAGACCUGCUUGCUGAUAUCCUACACCAGCAACACCUUCCCCACGGACUAUGUGCCAACUGUUUUUGACAACUUCAGUGCAAAUGUGGUGGUGGACGGAAACACCGUUAACCUAGGGCUGUGGGACACUGCAGGCCAGGAGGAUUACAAUAGGCUAAGACCUUUGAGCUAUCGUGGAGCUGAUGUUUUUCUCCUGGCUUUCUCUCUUAUCAGUAAGGCCAGCUAUGAAAAUGUCGCUAAAAAGUGGAUUCCUGAAUUGAGGCAUUAUGCACCUGGUGUUCCUAUAAUUCUUGUUGGAACAAAACUUGAUCUUCGUGACGAUAAGCAGUUCUUCAUAGAUCAUCCUGGUGCUGUGCCUAUUACUACCGCUCAGGGAGAGGAGCUUAGGAAGCUGAUAGGUGCUCUUGCCUAUAUUGAAUGCAGCUCAAAAACACAAGAAAAUGUUAAGGUAGUCUUCGAUGCAGCCAUUAAAGUUGUACUUCAGCCCCCUAAGCAAAAGAAGAAGAAGAAGAGAAAGGCACAGAAGGGCUGUUCCAUUUUGUGAACAAGGAGAAAUAGAGGAUGAAUUAGGACUUACUGGCCAAUAUUGUUGCAUUCUCUUGCUCUAUGAAAGGAACUAGGUCUUUGGUGUAUAGUCUACUGACAGCAUUAGCGAGGUAUAGACGUGUCAGUUGAUGAUUUAUUUUUGCUUUGUCUGGGUCUUGCGGUGCUCCGUAACCCACUUGUCAGUAACAGGCACCUUAUUGCUGAUGGCUUUUCCCUACUCGUACACGGGCACAGAACAGGCCAUCUGAAUUGUUUCUCUUGGAUGGACCAUCCUAUACAAUCACUAUUUGUGUACCUUUAUUUUAAACCCCUAAGAAGGUUUAGCUGUGUUGCUUGUUAUGCUUCUGGUUGACAACUGUUUUAACACUUGUUCGUGCAAACAUUGGAAUCUGGCAGCGA